Messenger RNA from Cherax quadricarinatus, 1542 nucleotides. The record is from RefSeq and is a predicted model, not a curated record. Lineage: Eukaryota; Metazoa; Arthropoda; Malacostraca; Decapoda; Parastacidae.
AGGCAUCGUUACAUAGCUUUAAGAAUAAGUAUGAUGGGUUCACGCAGCCAGGAGAAAGUGAACCCAGUAGUGGCCAAGGGAGAGGCGGGACCAGGAGCUAAAACUCGACCCCUGCAACCACAAUUAGCUGGUGGCCGGCAGCUGGUGGGUGGCAGCUGGUGGGUGGCAGAGAUCAGUGAGGAGCAUCAGUGAGGAACAUCAGUGAGGAACAUCAGUGAGGAGUAUCAGUGAGGCAAUAUUCUGAGUCUUCACUCAUGCUCAGUACCAUCAUCACGUACUAAGUACACGUACAUCAGUAGCACAGUAACAUAGGUCAAUAUAUUAGUGGUGAACCAUGGCGGCGGCGAUCAUCAAGAAGGGACUCCACUACAUUAAGACUAAAGAAUUUAGAGACUAUUUAUUAAGAAGCUGUGGCAGCUUGCUGCAGGUGGUGUUUCUUCUCAGCAUCUAUUCUGUUGACAGCACACACUUCUGGGGGCCUGUUGCAAACUGGGGAAUACCACUAGCAGCCAUCGCUGAUACUAGAAAACCUCCAGAAUUUAUUAGUGGAAAAAUGACAUUAGCUCUCUGCUUGUACUCUGCAAUGUUUAUGAGAUUUGCCAUCAAGGUGCAGCCAAGGAACCUUUUACUCUUCAGCUGCCACUUCACGAAUGAAAUAGCUCAAAUAACACAGAACGAGUACAGGAUCAAGGGUCUCGACCCUCUUAGGGUUAAUAGAAGGUGAUUCUCCUUCCAAGCUGUAACAUCCUCCUCUCCACUACCUCAUGCUUCUGACAGGUAAGUUAAAUUUUCAUUAACUGUAAAGUAGUAUUUCAGAUAAAUUUUCAUUUAGCAUUCAUUUUACAGUUUCCCUGUGCUGUAUAAUUUUAUACGUUGUCCUAUGUAGUAGUUAGUACAUUAUUGGCCCUUUGACUGUCACGACCCCUGCUCAUAAACUUGCUCUCAGUGUCAAAGAAUUUAUAAAAAAUAUUUUUUCUUUUGAAAUGAUAGAGAAUCAUUUCCCGAUGGUAAUGACACCAAAAGUGUGAAAUUUGAUUGAAAACUUACAGAAUUACGCUCUUGCAAAAUUGCGAUCUCGGUGAUAUUUACACAUUGGCGAUUUUGCCCAUUUUGAGCCCUAUUUUUGGCCAAUUCUAUUGUUCCGAUCGACCAAACUCAUAGCUGUUUCUUUAGAACCGAUUUCAACUACGCAAUAAAGUGGUCAGAAAUUGGCAAUUUGGCCAAUUUCACACAAAUUAAAAAGAUGCCAAUUUCAAAAUAGGGUCCAGAAUGAACAAUACAGACAUUCCUGGCACUAAAAUAACAUUUUCUCUGUUCAUCAGUCAUGUCUCCAGGCCCUUCUUAUAUUACUCCUGCUUUCUAUUUUGAAUUUUUAUUUUCACAAAAAAUAGAAGAUCUGCUGUUAUGCAGACUACUGCAUUAUUGUAAUAAUUUUAUAAAUAAUGUCAACCCAUUUGUGACUGCAUAUUAGAAUGGCUAGUUGGACACUUAUUGAACAGUGAUGUCAUUUGUUUACUCUUGAACAUUGGGGAAAAUUGAACA